AUGCUCGCGGAUGCCACGCCAACAACGUCAACAGCACCUUCGAGCCUGUACAGCAGCACCAGCAGCAGCAGCGCCAUAACCGCCGUAGCAUCAGGCUCCGUCUCCACCGCGAUUCUCUCCGGCUCGUCAUCAGCGACGGCUACCUUCACUACUACCUCAGCAGGCGCUACUGAUGAAGACGAUGACGGUUCUGGCGACGAUGACCCUGCCGACGAUGACUCUCAAGGCGAUGACGACAAGGAGGACGACGAUGACGACAAGGAGGAUGACGAUGACAAGGAGCAGGACGACGAUAGCGACAACGGGGAGGAGGACGACGACGACGAAGAGGGGGACGAUGGCGACGAGUUGGACGACGACCAAAAGGAGGACGACGGCGAGGAGGAGAGCGAUGCCGACCAGGAGGAAGACGACGACGAGGAGCAGGAGGAGCACGGCGUUUCGGACGGCAGUUUCUCCUCGAUCCAAGUCUUGAGACCGUCCGAUGGGGAGGUGCUGAUUUCCGAAAGCAGUUACGAGGUAACCUGGGCCGUUGACGGCGAGGAGGGGAGCAGCAGCCCCGACGUUUUUCACGUUGACCUCCAUGACUGCGGAGACAACCAGGCGUGCGGCAGCGGUAGCGGCAGCGGCGACGGCGGCUGUGUUGGCGAGGGCCUGGUCCAGGCGCUUUGCCCCGAGGAAGGGUGCUACUCCGACGGCGGCGGCGGCGGCGGCGUCACGUGGGUCACCUUGCCAAAGGUCGAUGAUGGGCUUGGACCAUACUUCAAGAUUGCGGUAUCUCCGGACGACGGAAGCAACGAUCCUGGGUGCAGCGGGUCGUUCACGAUAGAAGCAGCAGCAGGAGAAGAAGAGACGCAGGAAAGUACCGGCGAAGGCGACGACGAUGAGGCAGAAAGCCUCGAUGACGACGACGUGGAACCUGAACCGGAAGAUGAAGAUGGCGAUGAAGAUGACUGGUGCGACACCUUGGGUACCAUCCCAUACCCACUGGAGGGAAACUUGACGGUGGCGCUGCCCAUCGACGUGACGCAGGUGUCAUGCCCCUCGCCCUUGACGGUCCGCGUGGCCGGGGGCACGCUGACUGUAGCCGUGGACAGCGAGUGGGCCGUCCGCCGGCCUCUUGACGAGUGCAGGCGAGCCGACAACUUUGCUUGA
Messenger RNA from Ectocarpus sp. CCAP 1310/34, 1155 nucleotides. The record is from the annotation of a GenBank genome assembly. NCBI's taxonomy places the organism in Eukaryota, Phaeophyceae, Ectocarpales, Ectocarpaceae.